UCACACAAACACUGCUCUCUCAAACCUCUACUCAUGGACUCACUCAUGGUCAGAGCUAGGAAGAACACUUGGCCCGGAGAGACUCGGGGAUCUAGACUUGUGUUUUCCCCAAAAGGCACCAGAUGAAAUCCAACUAGAGCUAAAUGGAAGCAUAACACAGAACCACAGACAUCUGACGUGAGGCUAUCUUUCUCAGUGUGAUGGAUAAGCCCCAUGGUCCAGAGGUCAAGUUCAGGCUGGACAUCGGCACAGCCCAUCCUGCACCCACCACUGUGACCAGGGGACAGUGGUCCAGCAAGAUUGAGUUCCUUUUGGCUGUUGCAGGACAAAUCAUAGGCCUGGGAAAUGUGUGGAGGUUCCCUUACCUGUGCUACAAAAAUGGUGGAGGGGUGUUCUUCAUCCCUUAUAUACUCUUUCUUUUUACCUGCGGCAUCCCCCUAUUUCUGCUGGAGACGUCUCUUGGCCAGUACACCAAACAGGGAAGCAUUACCUGCUGGAGGAAAAUUUGUCCCCUGUUUGAAGGGAUGGGUUAUGGGAGUCAAGUGGUUGUUCUAUACUCCAGCAUCUAUUACAUCAUCAUACUGGCUUGGGCUUUCCUGUAUCUCUUCUCCUCUUUUAACUCUGAACUUCCCUGGGCGAGUUGCCGAAACAGCUGGAACACAGAGACCUGUGUGGAGUUUGAUCGAAGGACUGAUUUAUACAACUGGACUGUGGUGGAAAACGCAACAUCACCAGUGAGAGAGUUUUGGGAGAGAAGAAUUUUGAAUGUCACAGGAAGUGUCCAUGAGAUAGGUGGCAUGCGAUGGGAGUUGGCUCUGUGUCUUCUGUUGUCCUGGAUCAUCUGUUACUUUUGUGUCUGGAAGGGAGUAAAGUCCACAGGGAAGGUAGUUUACUUUACUGCUACAUUUCCAUAUGUGAUGUUGGCAGUGUUGCUUGUCCGUGGACUCACGUUGCCGGGGGCCUUAGAUGGGAUCAAGUUCUACCUCUACCCAGAUCCAUCCCGCCUCACUGAUCCACAGGUAUGGAUGGAUGCUGGCACACAAAUAUUUUAUUCCUAUGCUAUUUGCAUUGGAUGUCUAACUGCACUUGGCAGUUAUAAUAAAUACAACAAUAACUGCUACAAGGACUGUGUGUACUUGUGCCUUCUGAACAGUGGGACCAGUUUUGUAGCUGGCUUUGCCAUCUUCUCUGCACUUGGAUUCAUGGCAUAUGAGCAAAACACAGACAUAUCAAAAGUAGCAGAGUCAGGUCCUGGCUUGGCGUUCAUUGCCUAUCCUCGAGCGGUAGCCAUGAUGCCUUUUCCUCAGCUCUGGGCAAUAUUCUUCUUCAUUAUGAUUAUCCUCCUGGGACUGGACAGUGAGUUUGUAGGUUUGGAAGCUCUCGUAACAGCAAUUUGCGACAUGAAUCCCUCCUUCUUCCAAGUUGGUCAUCGACGUAAACUUCUUCUGCUUGCUAUUAGUGUUCUCAGUUUCUUCAUCGGCCUUGUGAUGGUUACAGAAGGUGGACUGUACAUCUUCCAGGUGUUUGACUACUAUGCCUGCAGUGGGAUGACUCUACUUCUCUUUGCAAUACUGCAGUCUGUCUCUAUUGGAUGGGUGUAUGGCGCAGAUCGGUUUUAUGAUAACAUUGAGGAUAUGAUUGGCUACAGGCCUUUUCCCCUGAUUAAAUACUGUUUGAAAUAUGUUACUCCAGUAGUCUGCAUGGGAACAUUCAUUUUCUCUUUGGUUAAAUAUACUCCUCUGAAGUUCAACAACACAAUUGAGUAUCCGUGGUGGGGUUAUGCUCUUGGCUGGUGGUUCACUCUCUCCUCUACGCUCAUGGUUCCCUUGUGGAUGCUGUACAAUCUGAGCGUCACUCCUGGUACACUACGACAGAGGAUCUCCAUCUUAUGUACUCCAGCUGAAGACCUUCCUUUGACCAAAUCAGAGAAAAAGGCUUUUGAGCUGCUCGACUUGACCUCAUCUCCUGACAGCAGGGUGCCCUCGUGAGAAGAGAGAAACUGGAGCAGGUUCAGAAACACUGAACACUUUUUGAGACACAAGGGAAGGUUUACCCCCAAUGCAGAAGUCAUACGCCAAGUUCCUUUUAAACCAGUGAUUCCCAAUCUUUUUCCCCUUAAAACAAAGCUACUUUAUCUUGCAACCCCUGGCUGGGAAUCACUGCACUAAAGGAAUGGUUUCAAAUUCACUUUGUUAUCGCUCCACUAAGCACUGCAGAGUUUGAAUGCUCACUCAACAGAAAUAAUUUAAAGGACAUGGGAAACAGAAUCUAAGCUCAAAGGUCCACACACAGGAAACCUUCUGUUUUUUUUUCUGUUUCUGAGCUUUCAAACACAUCUCAUGGUUUUCAUUCAGCAAUGGGAGUCAUCUUUGGUUUCAUCAUGUGACUUUCAGUCAGCGACAGCUCCGAAGAGUAGCAAGUAGGGCUGCAAUUUUCAUUAUGAAUUAAUCCAUCACUACUUUUUUCAAUAAUCAAUUAAUCGUUUAGUUUAUGAAAUGUCAGAAAAUAGUGCCAAUGCAUGACUUCUUCAGAGGUCUAGUUUUCUCCAAUUCACAGUUAACAACUUGAUAAAUUACUUAAACAAUGAAUCAGUUAUUAAAGUUUUUGCUGAUAAGUAAUCUGUCAAACAACCGAUUGACGGAUCACUUGAGUAUAUGGUUGAUUUUUGUUUUGUUUUGUUCUAACCAGUUUAUAUAACUAUAUGGAGUAAUGUAACAUUGAUCAGCACCUCCUAAAGGCCAUACAGACUGAACACUAAAGUCACUUUUAGGUCACUGUGAAUGGAAUGAAUUCAAUAAAUGUAAAUUAUUGUGACAGGAGUGACAUGAAACAAGGGAGGUUAUCCAGCAUUAAGGGUCAGAUUCAGACCCAGGACACUUUGAGCACCAUAGCCAAUGAGACACCAGGCUGUCCCAACACUAAAGUGUUUCUGACCUGAGCACCGCUACUGAAAAAAUACAUAUGUGCUGCUCACACAGGCAUGAAACUAUUUAACAUUUACAAGUUCGUAUUUGGUGUAAACAUUUUUUUUUAAAAAAGGUAAUUACUACAAUUGGGCCUGUGAUGAUAGACACACCAAAUAGAAAAGAGACACACUGUGUAAAACUGUUGGCUAUAACCGUCAUAGUCACAGAGUAUAUUUUUAACAGAAGUUAAAUAGAUUAUAUUUUUACUGUAGAUGAAGCUUUAAGCUUGUGUAAUUCUAGUUUUUAUACAGAACACUCAUUUAUCAAGUUUGCAACUUAAUGUUUGUAUCGUUUUGUAUUGUUUUUAUAUCAUAUAUCAGUGAAAUUUGUGGCAGUAGUUCUUUGUAUGAGACAUAAAUGCUGUAAUCUGUUACUUUACACAUUUAAGGAUCAAUCAAUAAUUUGUUUUUUAAAUGAUUUGUGUUGCAGAAACUGUGUGAAUUCAUGUUCACACUUUAUAUUACACGUUGUUAACAGUAAAUCCAUCAUGAACAACCAGUUAGCUGAUGUUGUCUUAACGAAUACGUUUGUGUAAUUGAAUGAAUGACAGCACUGGUAUUUGAUAACUUAAUGUCAUAUAAGUCUCAUCAAACAGUGCGCGAUUUUGCAAGUAUUAUCUAUGUAUGAGGCAAACAGGUAUUCAUGUGAUUAAGUAUUAAUAGGCUUCAGUAAACUGGCAGCUCAUCAUUAUUGAUUUAUUUCUGCUGAUUUCACCUCAUGAUUUUGUCAGAGUGAAUGGUGACAGAAUCAGUGCUUUACAUUUGAUGAUUUAACUAGAUACAAAUCAAUUAUGGAUAGAACAUUGAUCUGACUCAGAAAAAUAGCUUUGAAUAGUAAUUCAAAUAAGAGUACAUUAUUAAUCGUUUACAAACAUUCAGUAAUGAUCAGUCACCAGUUUAUUGUUGCUUAAGAAAAAAGUUGAUAGUUGAUUUUUUUGUUUUGUUUUGUUUUUUUUGACAGUUAAAAUCAGCAGUUUUUAAAUAAAACGGUUAGCAAAAUGUUAAUUAUAAAUUGGCAAUAAUGCAAAACAAAUUUUGUUCUGUGAAUGCUACACUGAUUCAGAUGCUUUUGCAGUUGAUGUAGUCUUCGGAGACCAUUAAAGAAGUCACAGUAUAAACCAUUGUGUCCUUGAAUGCAUCAUGCAUCAAGUUCUUAAGUGUCAAAUUUCCAACUCAGCUGCAAUAACACAUAUCAAUAACACAGCUGGGAAAACAAUCUCACCACAAGGUCCAUUUGAUCCUUUUGAGGAGCUUUCGGAUCCCAUGAUCUUCACCUGCAGAUGACGUUUAAGUUUAAGUUAUCAUAGAAAGAUAGAAAGAAAUGUUUUCGGCCACUACAUGCAGCUGUUCUCCAAAAGCUGUAAAAACCCACUGUUAACUACGGAAGAGAGACACAUUCAUGUAUCCAGAUAUGUGUAUCCUAAAAAUGUCGACAGAAUGCAAUUCUUUACCACAGUUACUGUUGUUAAGAUUUCAAAAACUUGAGGGAAAAAGUGUAAAAUUAAGUUAAAAGAAAUGGCAAAUAUCAAUUGGAAAAAUGUUAUUGCACCAGUCACUCUGAAGAGAGUAAAACCAAAAGGUGCAUGAGUUAUAAUGAAAUGGGAAAAUAGCUAUUCUGGUAGUCUCCAUGUCAACUCAUAUACAAGAUUCCCACACUUACUUUUUAAAAGAAAAAUGAAAACUUAACCAUAAAUUUUCCAUUUAAACAUUUUUAUGACAAUACUGCUAUAAUGCCAAAAGCAACGCUGAAAGAUAUAAUACUGUAAAAUAGUGGCCUAACUUGAAGAAUGACAUGUUUCUUUAAAUGCAACUCUUGGAUUUAUUUAAUGCUUUUAAAGUGCAAAAAAAUAAAAAAAUAUAUAAAGAAGA
Seriola aureovittata is the source of this 4834-nucleotide messenger RNA. Its product is annotated as sodium- and chloride-dependent GABA transporter 2-like. The record is from RefSeq and is a predicted model, not a curated record. Lineage: Eukaryota; Metazoa; Chordata; Actinopteri; Carangiformes; Carangidae. Bases 201 to 1988 code for a protein of 595 amino acids. Gene Ontology annotation, cellular component: membrane. The transcript has 15 exons. Gene Ontology annotation, biological process: sodium ion transmembrane transport.